GUGCUUCUUGAACUUAAUCGUUUCGGGAAGAUGCUGCUUCGAUCAUGCUUCCGUCGGUCAAGCAUGGCUAUCCCUGCCAAGGCAUCUCCGUUUGCCACCGUGUCCAGUGUACGGGUAGAGAACACGCCAUCCCUGAAGCGGUCGCUUGGUCAGCAUCUAUUAGUGAACACGUCGGUGUUGCAAUCCAUCGUCGACGCGGCCGAAAUUCACAAGUCAGACCACGUGCUCGAAGUCGGCCCCGGGACGGGCAACCUAACAUUGCUGUUGCUCGGCGUGGCGAAGCGAGUCACUUGUGUGCGUGAUUCGAUCGUCCAUUUGUUGACUUCCCUCACCUCACUGUACCCCUCAGGUUGAGUAUGACCACCGCAUGAUCGCGCAGCUCGAGGAGCGUUUCGCGGCAGAGAUCGCCGCCGCCCGCCUCAAGAUUGUGCACGGAGACUUUGCCAAGAUGUCCAUGGCGUCCUUGCCCAAGUUCGACUUGUGUGUGGCCAACAUCCCGUACAACAUUUCGUCGCCCGUGGUGGGCCAGCUGCUCGGCAAGUCGCCGCAUCCACGCUUCCGCGGCGCGGUGCUCAUGGUGCAAGAAGAGUUUGCGCUGCGUCUGAUGGCUACAACGGGGACCAAGAACUACAGUCGAUUGUCAGUCAACACAUCGUUUCAAGCAGAUGUGACGUCCGUGGCGAAAGUGCCACGCAAGAACUUUGUGCCGCCACCCAAAGUGGACUCGCGAGUGAUCAAGAUCACAUUGCACUCGGACCAGCCACCGGUGGACGACCUAGCGAGGCUCGACACAUUCUUGCGCAUUGCGUUUCAGCGCAAGAACAAAACGCUGCGGUCUCAGCUCACGUCCAAGUUUGCCGCGCCGUUUCUGCGCGUAGCUAGCAAAGAAGAUACGGCGGCGGCCACCAAGGAGAUUGUGCUCUCAACGCUGACGUCGCUGGGGCUGUUGGACACGCGUGCGGUCAAACUGACGGGGUCUCAGUUUAUCACGAUAUUGGAAGCAUUGCACGCAGGAGGUGUGUCGUUCGUCCCUAGUACAUUUGGCACGUUCGAAGACGACUAGUAUGUAGUAGCUACGCUAGUACAUUGUAGCAUAGUGAUCGACGUUAAUCACACCAGGGAACCCACUUGCUAUA
Aphanomyces astaci is the source of this 1136-nucleotide messenger RNA. RefSeq names its product dimethyladenosine transferase, variant. Bases 368 to 1063 code for a protein of 231 amino acids. The record is from RefSeq and is a predicted model, not a curated record. Gene Ontology annotation, biological process: rRNA methylation. Gene Ontology annotation, molecular function: rRNA (adenine-N6,N6-)-dimethyltransferase activity. Gene Ontology annotation, cellular component: mitochondrial matrix. The transcript has 5 exons. Lineage: Eukaryota; Oomycota; Saprolegniomycetes; Saprolegniales; Verrucalvaceae.